UUUCUCAACCCACGCGCCAUCAAUUGAGCUGCUGAUCCUUGGAAAAUGAUUACGCCCAAUCGAAGAGGAACAAGGUAUUCAUCCAUUGGGGAGCCAGGUUUGCCACGGAUCACUCGGAAAAUUGCACGGUGGAGAUCAAGAUCAGAAGUUUAGAUGGAGGCAAAGAUUAGAUGGAGGCAAAGACAGUUUGAAGUUCAAAAAAUUUCACCUCCUAUAAGAUCUUGGCGCCAUGGGUGGUCAGUUCGUCAUCACCCACCUCUCGUUAUUCCUCUGGUUCUACUGCAAGCAUGGCCGACAUCGAUUUGAACGACCCAAUAAACUGGGAUGAACUUGACGAUUUCGAUGGGGAGGCCCGAGAACUUGCUGGUGAUUUCUUCUUCGAAGUGGAGAGCGACGAAGAGGAGGACAGAGAGGAUGGUGAAGAUGAUCGGAUGAAUUCACGUCCUCAAGCUGGCGACGGGAACAGCCAAGAGAGACGUACUCUCGGCCUCACUGGUCGCCGAGGACCUCUUUUCUUUGGCGAGUCGAGCACCGGCGCACGCGGCCGUGGCGAGGCGAGCACCGGCGCACACGGCCGUGGACCUCUUUUCUUCGGCGAGUCGAGCACCGGCGCACGCGGCCGUGGCGAGGCGAGCACCGGCGCACACGGCCGUGGACCUCUUUUCUUCGGCGAGUCGAGCACGGGCGCACGCGGCCGUGGCGCAGCGAGCACCGGCGCACGCGGCCGUGGCGAGGCGAGCACCGGCGCUCACGGCCGUGGACCUCUUUUCUUCGGCGAGUCGAGCACCGGCGCACGAGGCCGUGGCGAGGCGAGCACCGGCGCACACGGUCAUGGCUCUCCGUUCGUUGGCGAGUCUAGCAACACCGAUGCUGAGCCUGAAGUCGUUCGAUACCCUCUCUUCGACGGCGUCUUCAUAUUCACAAGUCCGUCCAUCGCCAGACGAGGCCGUCUUGGGCUAUCCGGCCGUGGCCGCGGUAGCUGUCCGCCGUUUAGAGGUGCUGCAGCUGCUGGUCGUGGAGCAGCGGGAGCUGCUGUGCGCGGUGGUCGUGCUGGUCGCGGCCGAGCAGGAGCUGCAGUGCGUGGUGGUCGCGGCCGAGCGGGAACUGCUGUGCGCGGUGGUCGCGGCCGAGCAGGGGCCGGUGCUGGCCGUGGAGCAGCCGGUGGUGGUAAUGUCGAUGGCCAGGAGCAGGAGGCAGAUGGAGAUGGAGCAGCCCGUGGUGGUAAUGGUGAUGGCCAGGAUCAAGACGCAGAUGGAGAAGAAGCUGCCGAUCACCAUGGAAAGAAGUCUACAUAACCCCCCUAACUAUCAGCUGCUGCAGAACAAGAACAAAUAUUCAGACAUUGGAGUAGGUACAGAACAAGACGCUGACCCUCUUGCUGUCCCCGGCCACUGCCGAGGAAGACCGGGGCGGCGCAGGGUACCCGACAGGGGCACGCAGCGUCAAGAGCACGAGCGGUUCCGGGGCUGCUCCGGUGACAAGGGAGGCGAGGCGCGGGUGUGUCAGCGGGCAAGCGGGGGCGGCGGCAUAAGCCGGCAGCUGGAGCCGGCGGCGAGCAGCUCAUUGGACAGAACGGGCGAGCGCGGCCGGCCGCCGGCCACGGGUUGCAAGGGAGAGAAAGCAGAACAGGGGAUUUGGACUGAGCUGAACCAUCUACCCCUCCUAGCUGUGUAA
Molecule: messenger RNA, 1674 nt
Organism: Lolium perenne
Lineage: Eukaryota; Viridiplantae; Streptophyta; Magnoliopsida; Poales; Poaceae
Source: RefSeq, a predicted model, not a curated record